UUGAAGAGUGUGGGAGAGAGCUGAGCACUUGGAGAAGCAGAACUUUGAGAGAGGUUUAUGAGUGUUACAUUUGGUGGACCUAAAUAAUUCGUCGAAAGAAUUGGCUCUUCGUGCACACUGGUGCCUUGCAUUGCUUGAGUUCAAAGGAGAGAGUAGGGAGUGAUCUGGAGGACUUUCGAAAAAGUUUUUUGUAUUUUUUCCUUCUUAUCUAAUCUGCGGGCUUCUUCCCAUCGAGGUUUCCACGAGGCUGCAGGAGCUAGCUGUGAACGUUCGUUGUUUAAGCAGCGAGUUGGCAUUGUCCGCUUCUGCUGAAUUCGCCGCACUGACGGGCGACAUUCACAAGUUUUGGCAGCAACCAGCGGCGAAUCUGAAGAUAUUUCAAGGGUUUAGUUUGACAGCGACGUCGACGAAGACCUGUACUAAAUAUGGGUUCAUUGAUGGCUGGAUGGUCGACAACCCCUCCAUGCGCAAAGAAGGUAUUCAAGCGAACAACGUCAUCCUUGACAAGGGAUGAAGUUAAGCGAUACUGGCGGUCAAAGCGAACCCAAAGCAGGGAGCAUCUGGAAGAGGCUCACAGGGCCGCUGCGCUUGCCAGAUCUCGCUCAUAUAUGAUUGAUACUACCUUGUCAGAGGAGGCUGAGGAUGCCUUUGCCGACAUGAACUCAGAUGGUGGAAGCUUGUCUGGGAGUCAGCCAACUACGCCCACCGCAAAUGAGCGAGGAGAUGAAGAUACCAAAAAGUGCUGGUGGAGAAGGAGCAACUUUGCAUUCCUUAACGAGCCUCCACUACACGAAGAGAAGCAUUACAGUUAUGUUUCCCAGUACGAUAUAGACGUGAGAUCACGAGUCACUGAGAUGGAUAACCCCCGUGGUGAAACUCUGAAACACACCAGGAGCAGCUUAUCCAUCUUCUAAAGUGCGGAAAAGCCUCCACACUGCCGAGAUCACAACUGUGAGAAGACUCCAUGCGUUCAUUAGCUUGCAUUGUACUCGCGUGUAAUUUAUCUAUUCCGUAGUUAGACUUUGACUCUGGGGAGUGCUCAAAUCAAAAGAUCAAGUGCCCCAGAGUGUGCAUUCGGAGAUGAUGAGAUCAUGCAUGUGAUCAUUACAUCUCGGCGCCUGUAGAUAUUGAGGUGGGUUUAAAAUCUGAAGGGAAAGAAAAAAAACAGAUUGGAAGAUAGAGUCCAUAGUACCAGUAGGAAUCAGUUCAAGUGAAGGGCAGGUUCAUAGCGAGUUGUUCGUGCAGAACUAGUCAUUAUACCACAUUUAGUAUAACCCAACAGGUCAGUUCAAAGUACAUCAUGAUCGUUAGACAUAAGUCAUGCUUUCUUUGAUUGGCUGCUUGGAAACUAGUAGGUGGAUCUAGUCCACAAGUCUUGUACUACUCAUCUUAGUCAGUAAGGAAGAGAUGUAUCCGCUCCAUGAGAGGUAUACGGAAGGAAGCCGGUUGUUCAAGCUUUAGGCUCCCGACUAGCUUCCAGUUCUAGGUUGUUCAAGGUCAUGUCUACAAUUGGAAGAUACUUGUUAGGGGCAGGAGGAUAUAGAGGGAGUACUAGUGGUAGACUAGGCGAGGUGCUAGUCUGGAAAAAACAACAGCAUGAAUAGCCCUACGUACUUGGAUUGAAAACUGUAGUGUUACAUAUGUAUAUACGCAGAUCUCGGUUGAUUGAGCUGUGUACAGUACACUAGCUCGCCACUUAUGAACAUGUCUUCUGCUUCACGUGAAAGUGGAUCAUGGAAGUAGACUUCUAGUGUCCAACGUGUUGGAUUUGGAUAUGACAGUCCACUGAUGCAAAAACUGAAAUAAAA
Marchantia polymorpha subsp. ruderalis is the source of this 1808-nucleotide messenger RNA. The record is from the annotation of a GenBank genome assembly. NCBI's taxonomy places the organism in Eukaryota, Viridiplantae, Streptophyta, Marchantiopsida, Marchantiales, Marchantiaceae.